UUUACAGUUAUUUCAAGAUUUCUGGAUACCGAACAACUUCUUUCAGUUUUAGUACAACUCCCAAAGCAGGACACAGUUCAAGCAGCUGAAUCAAAAAUAACUAAUUUAAUCUACCUGAAGCAUACCCUAGAGCUUGUGGAUCCUCUAAAGGCUGCCUUACGAAGCUGCAAGACACCUUUGCUAAAAGCAUACUACAGUUCUCUGGAAGAUAAACGGUUUGGAAUCAUACUUGAAAAAAUUAAGACAGUCAUUAAUGAUGAUACCAGAUACACAAAAGGAUGCUUGAAUAUGAGGACCCAGAAGUGCUAUGCUGUAAGACCAAACAUCAAUGAAUUCCUUGAUAUAGCUCGUAGAACAUACACAGAGAUAGUGGAUGAUAUAGCAGGAAUGAUAACACAGCUUGCAGAAAAAUAUAACCUCCCUUUGAAGACGAGUUUCAGUUCUUCUCGUGGAUUUUUUAUCCAGAUGAAUGCAGACUCUGCAGUUUUAUCCAAUGGUCAGCUUCCUUCAGAAUUCACAAAGAUUACUAAAAUAAAAAAUACAUAUAGCUUUACUUCAGCAGAUGUGAUUAAAAUGAAUGAAAGGUGCCAGGAGUCUUUGAGAGAAAUUUAUCACAUGACCUACUUAAUAGUGUGUAAACUACUAAGCGAGAUCUAUGAACAUAUUCAUUGUCUGUACAAACUUUCUGACACUGUAUCCAUGCUGGACAUGCUGCUGUCAUUUGCCCACACCUGCACUAUUUCUGACUAUGUUCGCCCAGAAUUCACUGAUACCUUAGCAAUCAAGCAGGGAUGGCAUCCUAUUCUUGAAAAGAUAUCUCUGGAAAAACCCAUUCCUAACAAUACAUAUCUCACAGAGGGAAGCAAUUUUGUCAUUAUUACAGGACCAAAUAUGAGUGGAAAAUCAACUUACCUAAAACAGAUUGCACUAUGUCAAAUUAUGGCACAGAUUGGUUCUUAUGUUCCAGCAGACUAUUCUUCUUUCAGAAUUGCUGAACAAAUUUUUACUAGAAUUGGUAUGGAUGAUGAUAUAGAAACAAAUGCAUCAACAUUCAUGAAGGAAAUGAAAGAGAUAGCCUAUAUCAUCCAAAAUGCUAAUGACAGAUCACUGAUUAUAAUCGAUGAACUUGGCAGAGGUACCAGUACUGAAGAAGGUAUUGGUAUUUGUUAUGCAGUCUGUGAAUAUCUAUUGAGUUUGAAGGCAUUUACACUAUUUGCUACACAUUUUCUGGAACUGUGUCAGCUAGAUACUUUAUAUCCCAAUGUGGAAAACAACCAUUUUGAGGUGCAGCAUGUGAGGAGCAGUACUGGAAAUAAAGAAAAAAUUGCUUAUACUUACAUACUUUCAAAGGGACACACAGAAGAAAAAAACUAUGGUUUAAAAGCUGCAGAAGUUUCCUCUCUACCUCCAUCAAUAAUUUUGGAUGCAAAGAAUAUCACAAAUCAUAUUACUCAACAAAUUCUGCAAAGACAAAGAAGCACUCCCGAGACAUUAAGACAGAGGGCUGUUUAUCAUCUGGCAACAAGGCUUAUUCAGACUGCCAGGAACUCUCGACUGGAUCCAGACAGCUUGCGAAUAUACUUGAAAGGCCUGAAGAAAAAGUAUGAAGCUGCCUGUCCGGUGUUUGGGCAAAGUGAAGAGCAACUGUAGUGUAUGAAUUAUGCUAACGGACUAAUUGUUACGGUGAAAACAAGGCUUAUUGUCUAUCGCACCAUAUUGUUAGCAAUAGUUUUCCAUUUAAAAAAAAAACUUUCGUUUUAAUAUAAAUUAUACUCAUUACUGUCAUACUCAUAGAUGGUCUCCACAUGUGAUUAUAUGCCAAGUUAUUCUUCUGAAGCAAAUUUGAAACAGAAGCAUCUGCUUUAUAUAAUGGAAAUCAGUAUUAUAAUAAUAAUAUUCCCCUUUAUUUAUUUUGAGAGAGACAAAUGCAAAUAGUAUUUUAACUACUCAAGGCUCAAUAGUUCAGCAUUAGUAUUAUACAGUAUACAGAUCUUAUACAGGUGUAUUAGAGAUCUUGGCCAGCGAAAAACUGGCACUGUGACUUGGGCAGAAAAGCUAUACUUUUCUCCCUUGCUGUGCAGCCACGGAGUCUGCUCAUUCUUCAGGGGGAAUUCCACCUAUAAUGUUUAAUUCAGCAUUUGGCUAACAACUCAAGGCUGCUUCCUCCCCAAAUUUGGAGUUCUGAUCCAACUCAUUUGUUGCUCAUUUGCUAGCGCAAAUAUGAUAGUCUCAUUCGACAGGAUAUUAUAGGAUGAACUUUUUCCCCUGUGUCCCUGCAGCCUUCUUACAGUUGUCCAGUGCUGGCUAACAAAUCUACUCUGGAAUGUAUUUGGGAAAAGAAGAAUGGGCCUAUUAGCCUGAAGUCCACAUGCCCAUUGAGAAAAUGGCCAUGAGAUGGACAGUGCUUGAUAUGUUAAUGAUGAAAGACUCGGAGCAGAGGCCCCAUUUUCAGACUCUGGGUAUUGUGGGGGCUCCACUUGAUGAUUUCUGUAGCAGUAGAGGAAAAUAAAUAUGUAUGUUUCAAAACAGAAAAUUAGAUGUUAUGCAGAGUGUGUCACACAUUUUUUUCCAUCCCAUGGAGCUGGGUUAAAUCCUUUAAGAUGCAUGGCUCCUGUGGGAAAGAGGAACGGACAACAGCAUUAAUAGGGAGUUGUGGGAAGCCAACUACUUCUUUUGUCUUUGUGGGUAACUCCCUGAUAAAAAUGGGAUGUGUUUUGGCUUUCUACUUCAGCAUUACUGAUGGCUGAUUGUUUUUUAAAAAAGGCAUUGGCAUUGAACUCUUUGUCAAAACAUAUUUACACCUAGUUACAAGUAACAUCCAAGAUUAUUACCUUAAGGCUGGAAGAGACCAGAGGAAGAAUUAUUUCAGUUCUGUUGUUCUAUUUUGUUUUCUUUGUGAAUUUGACAAUAAUUUGUUAUAGUAACUUUCACUCUUAUGUUAAUGUCUAGUUUCACGAAUUGAAAGGUAAGGCAGGACAUUUACAAUUCAGGAGUUCUCUUUUGCUGAAAAUUUAUUCAGGUGCAGUUUAGCCAAUGAGGCCUGAGGUGUACUCUUGGAGUUAAUGAGUGCUUCUCUACCUCAUAAGGGAGAUUCAAAAGGAGUAGAUUCUGCCUACUUCCUCCUCAAGGACCUAUGUGGAAGUUCAGUCUAGCUAAAAAAGUAAGAUGUUUCUUUUGAAACAAUAUAAUUUUAUAAUUUACGUAUUUGUUUAACAUUUAAUAAAUGGCCUAUUCUGAAUUAUAGUAGUUUACUUUUUUCUCGAACAUAUUUUAUUAUUUACUUCCUACAUCUUAAUGACACCUGUAAAAAAACCUUUUAAAGCCUGAAUUUUCUGCAGUUUGAUUCAUUUCAGCACUUUUGUUUCAGUCCAAACUCUUUGAUUUCUUGUUGACAAGGUUGGGAUUACAUGUGGUCCUGCCACAAAUCAAAAGC
Molecule: messenger RNA, 3433 nt
Organism: Gavialis gangeticus (Gharial)
Lineage: Eukaryota; Metazoa; Chordata; Crocodylia; Gavialidae
Gene: MSH4
Product: mutS homolog 4
Exons: 13
Biological process (GO): reciprocal meiotic recombination; mismatch repair
Cellular component (GO): nucleus
Molecular function (GO): ATP binding; ATP-dependent DNA damage sensor activity; mismatched DNA binding
Source: RefSeq, a predicted model, not a curated record